This is a messenger RNA of Ceratitis capitata (Mediterranean fruit fly), 1557 nucleotides long. RefSeq names its product bicaudal D-related protein homolog. The record is from RefSeq and is a predicted model, not a curated record. The coding region runs from base 13 to 1449 and encodes 478 amino acids. Lineage: Eukaryota; Metazoa; Arthropoda; Insecta; Diptera; Tephritidae. The transcript has 7 exons.
UCUUAUAUAUAUAUGUAUGCCUUUGUUUCUUACUUACAGAAAUUGGAACAAGAAAAACAUGUUUUACGUCAAAAACUCGCCAUUGCCGAGGAGGAGAGCGAUCAACGUGUGCUCGAAUUGCAAUCUGAUCUCAAUGAACUUAAAGAUAAAUUACAAGCACAAGAGAAUGCAAUACGUCAAGCGGAAAAGGAGAAGACAAUACUAAUCGAUGAGUUGACACAUCAGAACACGCGCCUCACUGAGCAGAUACAGGAAGCGCGCGCCACCGAACUGAAACUAAUGUCGCAGAUACAGGAACUUAAGGAUCAGUACAAUUACAGGAAUACCAGUUUGCAGGAACAUGUACACAGUCUGGAGUCUAUUAAAUCCGAGUUGAACCUCACUACAGAAAAGCGCCAUGAUCUGGAAAAACGCUUACAGCACGCACAGGAUGAGAAGGAAACGCUAACGUCAGCACUUGAAGAGGCUUCGGAUAGAAUACACAUGCUGGAGAGACACGCACGCGAGCAGGAAACAAAAUUAGAGACAACACUGCAAGCACUAGAGAGAUCUCAGCGUGAAAACAAUGUACUUAGCGAGCGUCUGGGAGCGGACGCCAACUCUAGCAUACAUGGCAAAAAGUCCUUGCAAUUCGAAAUGGAAUGCGAUGAGGAUGACUCGAGUUUUUCAGAUGGUAAACCUAGUCAAAUAUGCAUUGAAGCGCGUUCGGUCUACAUACAACUGAAAUCGUUGGUAGAUUCAUUAAAAAUUGGACAUGAUGAUGACUCAGGUUUAAACUCAGACAUAUCACUAGACUUGGAAUCCAUGGAUAAUACAAUGUCAUCGUCCAGUCGCACCGAAGGUGUCAAUCACACUGAGGCUAUUGAAUUUCGUGCCGGCAUGCUGUCGGCCAUGUCCGACGAAUUGACACGUUUACUAUUAAAUCUGGAUGCCGGCAACUUCAGAAAGAUGCUCGAUCAGACGCGUAAUCUUGUGUUGGAGCAGGAAGAUGAAAUCAAACGUAGUCAUCAAUUGAUACAGCAGCUGGAGUCGAAACUCACCGUCACCGAUGUCGAGUUGCAGAAUGUGAAGGAGGAGCGCGAUCAGGCGCGUGGCGAUCUUGUCGACGAUAGCGAUCGCGAUGAAUUACUUGCUAAAGCACAAAAAGAACGUGAUGCAGCGAAUGAGCGACGCACAAAGGCCGAAAUUGAUUUGGCUAAAACACGUGUUGAUUUAAUGCAGGCCAAUAGCCAAUUGCUCGAGUCCAUACAGCAGAAGGUUGAGUUGUCACAACAAUUGGAACAGUGGCAGAUGGAUAUGCAGGAGCUAUUGGAGGAUCAAAUGCGCUCGAAGCUAAUCAAUAAUCGCAAGGUGGCAACACCUGCGCCUGCCAGUACAAAUACAAGUGCAGCGUCUGCAUUGGCAAAACGUGUGUCCAAUUAUAAAUUCUGGAGCUUAUUUCAACGGUAAAUUAAGCACACUUUGGAAAAUCUACGCUACUAUAAUUAUACUAAUGUAAAAGUCUUUUAAUAAUAUUAUUAUAAUAUUUUUUUUUAUUUUUAUGAAUUUUUUUUUUUU